UUUAUCAAAACUUCAGAUUCAAUUAUCCCAUGGUUUUCUUAAUGUUGCUAUAUGGCGUGUUUUGUGCGCACAUGCGUAUACUGUGGUACAAGGCACAAUGCAUCUCCUGGAACAAGUGUGCACCUACGAUAGAUUCGUUCUUAUCAUUGCAGCACUAUUGGGCCUACAAUUCACUUCCGGUGUCAGCAAUUCGGCAAAAAUUAAAGUCGUCGGACUAUUCGAUACGUCUUCGACACACUUGACCUCUACAUUCCAGGACGCAGUGACUGUCAUUAAUGAUCAAAACAGUGAAGUCCAGAUCAUCCCAGUAAAGGUCAUCGCCAACUUUUCUGAAUCUGUGCUUAAACGUUCUAAAAGAUUAUGUAAGAUUUUCGAAACCGGAGUAGUUGCGGUCAUUAGUGCACCCGGGAGUUUCUCUCAUGAAUACGCGCACUCCAUCUGUGAUACACUGGAUAUUCCAUUUAUUGGUAUUCGACGCACGGAAGUCACAUACAAGGAUGCUGUCGCCAUUAAUACAUAUCCAUACGAAAUGGCGUUGAGCAAGCCAUAUACGGACAUUAUCAGAUUUUGGGGAUGGUCAUCCUUUACCAUUUUAUAUGAGCACCCGGAUGGCUUGCUGAAGUUCCGGGAUAUGUUGAAUUACGUGAGCUUCCGCUUUACCAUAACCAGUCGCCAGCUAAUUGGUUCAGACUACCGCAGUGUCCUGCGCGAACUCCGUAAUAGCGGGGAAAAUCGGAUUAUUUUAGAUUGCGCCACAUCAUCACUGGCGAGAAUCCUGCGACAUGCUCAGCAAUUAAAACUUCUUACCCGCGACUAUCAAUAUUUAUUGACGACGCUGGACAUCCACACCAUCAAUCUGUCAUCAUUUGUAUAUGAUCAUGCUAAGAUCACUUCGUUCCAGCUGAUUGAUUUCGCGGCUAAUAAUAACUUACGUUGGAUCCAUAACACCGCUACGAUCUUGCCAAAUUUGUCGACCGAGCAAGCCUUACUUUAUGAUACGGUGGCUCUGAUAUCAAAGACCUUUGAUGGGGAAGACAUCUCAGAAAUCCGUCCUUUUCGGGCCGACUGCGAAAAAGGUGAAAGUUGGGUGCAAGGCAGCGAAGUUUUAAAUGCGUUGUUCCAUACCGAAUUCGACGGCUUAACCGGGGUCAUCAAGUCUGACGCUUAUGGGCGGCGUUCCGAGUUCAUACUGGACAUUGUCCAGGUUACGGAAACCGGACAGGCUACGAUUGGCCAGUGGACGACAAAUGACACAAUCCAAAUUGGACCAAAAUUAAAACCGGGUGGCGAUGUGCUGAAAAGCAAGAACCUCCGCGCGAUCAUUGUACUGGAGCAACCAUACGUUAUGCUGAAACCGGAUCACGAUAUUCGCAUAGGCAACGACAAGUACGAAGGAUAUGCCGUGGAUUUAAUGAACAUAAUCAUGCAGCGCUUAGAGCUAAAUUACACUCUGGAGGACAAAGGCAAACUUGGACACGGUGUCUACGACAACACAACCAAUUCAUGGACCGGUCUAAUCGGCGAGCUAGUUAACCGCCGCGCCGAUGUGGUGGUGGGUGGCAUCACCAUCAACCACGAGCGGGAAAAUGUAGUGGAUUUUACCAAACCUUUUAUGCACCUGGGCAUUAGUAUUCUGUACAAGAAACCCGAAAAGAAACCACCCGAUUUGUUUUCCUUCCUGCAUCCGUUCGGCGCCGAUGUAUGGCUAUAUAUGACAAUUUCCUUUCUGGUUGUCUCGGGGACGAUUUUUCUGUUGGGCCGGUUUACGCCGUACGAGUGGUAUAACCCGCAUCCCUGUGAUGAGUCUUCGAAUGUAGUAGAAAAUCAGUUUACAAUUGGCAAUUCACUAUGGUUUACCGUGGGAUCAUUAAUGCAGCAGGGAUCGGAUAUUGCGCCACGUGCAAUGAGCACGCGAACGGUCGCCGGAUCUUGGUGGUUUUUUACUCUAAUAAUGAUUGCCAGUUACACUGCAAAUUUGGCUGCUUUUUUGGCGGUGGAAAGGACCGACCAACCAAUCAGAAGCGCUGAUGAUUUAGCGCAACAAACAGUUAUCCGCUACGGUUGUUACAAAGGCGGUGCAACUUAUAAUUUUUUCAAAGAAUCCAAACAUCCGGUGUAUCAAAAAAUGUGGCAGUUUAUGCGAUCCGAUCCGACGAACUUCCACACAAGUAGCCAAGACGGCAUUCAGGCAGUGAAAAAUGGCAAAUAUGCCUUUUUUAUGGAAACACCAUCACUGGAAUACACGGUUAAUCAGAACUGUGAUAUGACCCAAAUCGGUGGGUUGCUGGAUUCUAAAGGUUACGGACUCGUCACGCCGCAAAAUUCUCCAUACCGCGAUCUGAUAUCUAAAGAAAUUCUCCGUCUACAGGAGAACAGCGAGUUGGAGGUGCUGAAGGAUAAGUGGUGGAAAGGGAAAAGCCAGGUGAUCUGCGCGGAUGCCGGCGCUUCCGAUUCCGGCGCUUCGGAAUUGGGAAUGGCUAACGUGGGUGGGGUUUUUGUUGUAUUGCUGGGAGGUAUCGGCACGGCGCUGAUCUGUGCGGCAAUGGAAUUCUUGUGGCAAGUUGGAAAAGACUCCAAAAGUAGCGGGACUCCAUUCGGCAAGCAAUUUGUCCGUGCGUUUAUUUUUGCGCUCCUGCUUCGGCCGCCGAAAGAUGAUGAAGCGAAGAAACGAUGAACCAGAUUUCCCAGAUUGUAUACACUGUAAAAGUAACUGGCAUUCCAUGCUGCGGAUUUUCUUCAGAAGUAUUGAAAUUGGUAUCCAAAUGGUAGCGGGUUAUUGAUCUUCGUUGACAAUUCUCCAUCGUCGGAAUAUGUGAUAAAAUUACCGCCUGGGUCCAUUUCAUCGUACGAAUUGCUCGGAAUCCAUGGUGCCUUUUCAAGUCCGGCAUAUAAACCGUUCCACGAUAAACCUACCAACAAGCGUCGCAUCAUCGAAGUCAUCUAAAAAGUGUUUACCUGAUAAAUGUGUUUUACCUCGAAACCAGGGAUGCUGCUUGAGUGCUGUUAUUCCACCUGGACCAGCUCCUAGCCGAUCUUGGGCAUUCAGAACAAGUAAUUGUUUGAGAAUCUGUUUAUCAAGUUUGCCAAACCAACGUGGCGUGUCAUAAUGUAAGCUGAAAAUUUUCUGCUUCAUCUGUUCUUCAUACAGCGCUGAAACCGAUUCUUCGGGGAACGUCUCGCUUCCCGAAUAUAGUUCGUACAGGAAUAAACCGAAUAUCCACCAGUCCACAUUUUCGUCAUAUGGCUGCGCCAACCACACCUCGGGCGGUUGGCUACCCAGUGCGCGGUUAGUUUUUGUCCCAGGUUUAUAUUCAUAGAUCCAUUCUGUUAAUGCAGUGUCCUUCGUGAGCCGUACCGCAUUAGCGAGGUCCCCGAUCUUAAUAUAGCCAUCUUUGCAGAUCCAAAUAUUUUUUGGGCGUAACUCCCGUAAUACAAUGCCUAGAGCAUGCAGGUAUUCCAGCGCUAGGACCACUUGGGCGGCAUAAAACUGGGCGUGAUCCGAGGGCAUUUUUUUCAGUUUAAGGAUACGAGAUUGCAGAUCGCCGCCUGGAUAAUGCUC
Paramacrobiotus metropolitanus is the source of this 3559-nucleotide messenger RNA. Its product is annotated as glutamate receptor ionotropic, kainate 3-like. Gene Ontology annotation, cellular component: postsynaptic membrane; plasma membrane. The record is from RefSeq and is a predicted model, not a curated record. NCBI's taxonomy places the organism in Eukaryota, Metazoa, Tardigrada, Eutardigrada, Parachela, Macrobiotidae. Gene Ontology annotation, biological process: synaptic transmission, glutamatergic; monoatomic ion transport; modulation of chemical synaptic transmission. The transcript is spliced from 10 exons. The coding region runs from base 98 to 2674 and encodes 858 amino acids. Gene Ontology annotation, molecular function: transmitter-gated monoatomic ion channel activity involved in regulation of postsynaptic membrane potential; glutamate-gated receptor activity.